Molecule: messenger RNA, 8383 nt
Organism: Stegastes partitus (bicolor damselfish)
Lineage: Eukaryota; Metazoa; Chordata; Actinopteri; Pomacentridae
Product: misshapen-like kinase 1
Exons: 33
Coding region: 103-3924 (1273 amino acids)
Biological process (GO): protein phosphorylation
Cellular component (GO): cytosol
Molecular function (GO): ATP binding; protein kinase activity
Source: RefSeq, a predicted model, not a curated record
AGCGGAGGAAAAGCCGUUAGUUCGUAGCGUCAGGGGGAGAAAGUCCGACCGUCCAUGUCUUCAACACAAACAUCAGCACGCUGACAAAAGUUAGUGGCAGCGAUGUCGAGAGAAAACACCACCCGGAGUCUGGACAGCAUUGACCUCGCCGCUUUACGAGAUCCUGCAGGUAUCUUUGAGUUGGUUGAAGUCGUUGGCAAUGGAACCUAUGGUCAGGUGUACAAGGGUCGUCAUGUCAAGACGGGUCAACUGGCAGCUAUUAAAGUCAUGGAGGUCACAGAGGAGGAAGAAGAGGAGAUAAAGCUGGAGAUCAACAUGUUGAAAAGUUAUUCCCACCACAGAAACAUCGCUACGUAUUACGGUGCCUUCAUUAAGAAAGGCCCUGCUGGACAGGACCACCAACUCUGGUUAGUGAUGGAGUACUGUGGAGCUGGCUCUGUGACAGAUUUGGUGAAGAAGACCAAGGGGAACUGUUUGAAAGAAGACUGGAUCGCAUACAUCUGCCGAGAGGUGCUCAGGGGCCUUUCCCAUCUUCACUCCCAUCAUGUGAUUCACCGAGACAUAAAGGGCCAAAAUGUUUUGCUCACAGAGAAUGCCGAAGUCAAACUGGUCGACUUUGGCGUGUCGGCUCAGCUGGAUAAGACGAUCGGUCGGAGGAACACGUUCAUCGGUACUCCCUACUGGAUGGCGCCAGAGGUCAUCGCCUGUGACGAGAACCCAGAAGCCACAUAUGACUACAGGAGUGACCUGUGGUCUUUAGGCAUCACCGCUUUAGAGAUGGCUGAAGGAGCACCUCCUCUGUGCGACAUGCAUCCAAUGAGAGCGCUGUUUUUGAUUCCUCGAAACCCUCCACCCAAACUGAAAUCAAAGAAAUGGUCGAAGCGUUUCUUGUCGUUCGUCGACAGCUGCCUGGUCAAGAACCAUCUGCACCGACCCACCACGGACACCCUGCUGAGGCACGCCUUCAUCAGAGACCUGGCUAACGAGAGACAAGUUCGCAUCAUGCUCAAAGAUCACCUGGACAGAACCAGGAAGAAGCGAGAGAAAGAGGGUCCAGAGUAUGAGUACAGUGGCAGUGAGGGGGAGGAGGACGAGGUCACGGAGGAGGAAGGAGAACCCAGCUCCAUAGUGAAUGUUCCCGGCGAAUGGACGUUAAGACGGGAGUUUCUUCGCUUACAGACUGAAGAUCGUGAAGGAGGCAGAGAAGGAGGCCACGGAGGAGGAGGAGGUCAGCAGAGACAACAGGCAUUACAGCAGCACAGGCAGCAGUUGGCAGAGCAGGAACGAUUAAAGCAGCAGUUUCUGGCUGACAGACAGAAGAGGAUCCAGCAGCAGCAAGAGCAGCGGCAAAAGUUAGAAGAUCAGCAGAGGCAGCACCUGUCUGACUGCGCCUUCCAGUGGGCGGAGCUUCAGGAGAUCUUCCUCGGGGAGGAGUCUGAUCUCCAUGACAACAGAAUCUCAGUGGAUGAGAGAAACAGGAGGAGUGACAGGAGACAGGACCAGACAGGCAGACAGCGGAGUGCUGAUGUGUCAGUAAGGCCUCUGGACUCCUCAGCAGAGCAGAGAGCCGUGGCUCCAAAUCAGCUGCUUCAGCAUAAGGCCCAGCACUCCCAGCCUCCGCUACAGCCGCAAGCCAAGCCCCAGCCUCUGGCCCAGCAUCAGCAGCCCUCAGCGGGCAGGAGAUCCCACCGCACCCUGCCCAAGGACCAAACCCAGCUCCUGUCGCUGCAGCACGACCACAGACACAGAGACAGAGAGCGGCAGAGGCAGAGAGAGACGCCUGUGGCGACUGUCCAGAAGCUAACAGCUAAUAGUGGGAACCCUGCCGCCGCUGCCGCUGCUGCUGCUGCUGCUGCCGCCUCGUCAAGUCGCCCUGCAAACAGCCCGCGCUCAGCGAUGGACGUUCAGGAAUCAAACUUAGCCAGGUUGCUCUUGGCUGCCGGCCUGCCCAGCCAGAUGCACUCGAGGCUGGGCUCUGGAAGCAGCUCCAGUCCUUGUACACCAGCCAUGCAGAGAGCUCACUUCAGUCAGAAUGCUAACCUUCGCUCCAGUCGGGAUGCCCACCACAGCAGCUCCAUGUCAGACAUGGCCCUCUCGCCUUUGUCCCCAUUCUCCCCCCUGUCCCCAACCGACAGUGUCUUCUGGGACUCUGUGGAGACUCCACCUAAAGUUCCAGAACGCACUACCUCAAAGUUUUACUGUCGAGAACUGGUGAUGGGACACAAGCGGGCAGCUUCAAGUGGCAGUCCGGUGUCCAUCGCAGAUAAAAGUGGAAGGUCUCAUGGAUUUUCAUCACCGAGCAGCAAUCACCCAGGAUACUUCAAGCUGGAGAGUCCUCUGCUACAGCACCGCCUGCAGCAGCAGCACAGGAAGACCGAACACAGCGGACACACACAAGGACUAAAACCUGCUCUGGGUCGACUCAACAAGGCCACAGAAUACUCGUCCUCCAGUGACGAGGUUGGCAGCAGCGACGACGAAGACAGAAACAGGUCUGGCCUGUCCAACGGUAAAGGGAAAUACUUCAGAGGAAUUCCUGAUGGCAUCGUCCUGCAGCCUCACCACAACCUCAACCAGAUUUCUCGGCUGGGUUCAGAUGACACCUACCUGCUACCAGACCUGCUGCAGAAAACCACUUCCUCCAGUCCUCUGCACAACGCGCUGUGCCUGCAGCAGCGAACUCAUGAACUCAACUACUCACGAUCUCCCACAGCCCCUGGAUCCCCGACACACCAGGAUCUACAUGCUGUCAGCAGUCCUACUGGUAAAGGCACCCCUUCGUCUUCCUCUUCCUCCUUCAUGUCCUUCAUCGAUCCAAGGCUGAUCCCCAUAUCAUCGCCACCACAGAGCCCCACGGGCAUUAAAGGUGAACCAUUCAAGAGAGAGAACCACAGGAAGGGCUCCGUGGUGAAUGUGAACCCGACCAACAUUCGACCACAGAGCGACACUCCUGAGAUCCGCAAGUACAAAAAGAAGUUCAACGCCGAGGUUCUCUGUGCUGGACUAUGGGGUGUGAAUCUGUUGGUGGGGACAGAAAAUGGCCUCUGGUUGCUGGAUCGAAGUGGUCAGGGGAAAGUCUACUCCCUCAUCAGCAGACGAAGGUUUCAGCAGAUGGACGUACUGGAAGGACUCAAUGUACUGAUCACUAUAUCAGGUAAAAAGAACAAGCUGCGUCUCUACUACCUGUCCUGGUUAAGGAAUAAAAUCCUCCAUAAUGACCCCGAGGUGGAGAAGAGACAGGGCUGGACAUCAGUAGGUGACCUGGAGGGCUGUGUACACUACAAAGUGGUGCGCUACGAGAAGAUAAAGUUCUUGGUGAUAGCGUUGAAGAAUGCUGUGGAGGUGUACGCCUGGGCCCCAAAACCAUACCACAAGUUCAUGGCCUUCAAGUCGUUCAGGUCUCUGCCUCAAAAACCGAUGUCUGUCGACCUGACGGUGGAGGAAGGCCAAAGGUUAAAGGUCAUCUACGGCUCUUUGUCUGGUUUUCACGCCAUCGAUGUCGACUCUGGAACACCGUACGACCUCUACCUGCCUACACAUAUCCAGGGUUCUAUCCGUCCCCAUGCCAUCAUCAUUCUGCCCAACAAAGCAGGAACAGAGGUUCUGGUUUGCUACGAGGACGAGGGCGUCUACAUCGACACCUACGGCCGAAUCACCAAGGACACGGUGCUGCAGUGGGGGGAGAUGCCUGCGUCUGUCGCCUACCUUCAGUCUAACCAGGUGAUGGGUUGGGGAGAAAAGGCCAUCGAGCUGAGAUCAGCCAACACCGGGAACCUGGAGGGAGUCUUCAUGCACAAAAAGGCCCAAAAACUCAAGUUCCUGUGUGAAAGGAACGACAAGGUCUUCUUCGCUUCAGUGCAGUCGGGAGGCAGCAGUCAGAUCUACUUCAUGACUCUGGGACAGAACUCGCUCUUCAGCUGGUAACGACUGGACCUGGUGACUCUGGGAUCAGCCGGUCGGGUCUGCCGUCGUUAAUCUGGAUCGGCCUGCUGAAGCCUUCAUGAGCAGCGGACGCCGCACACGGAUCUAUUCCUCCAUCCUCAGUCUGUGUAGUUUUCAUGUAAAUGUGUAGAUAUGUCCAUGGUUGAGGAGAAAAGCUUGAAUCACUCCAUCCGUGACUACUGACGGCUGAUCACAGCACAAAAAUCUGGACCUAAUAUUCAGCUUGACGUCGCUGCAUCCAUCCACAGAAAUGUCAGAAGGUAUAACUGACAUCUGUAACCUGAGUCCGUCUCAUGGCUUCACGUCCACAAACACUGUUUCUGUGCCGUUUUAUCCACAUCCACCAGAAGAAAAACUGGAUUUGGAUGAUUGUUUGGAGUUUUCAAACAAACACCUGUUGACAUCUGGCCUCAGGACUCCAGCUCAGCUCAUCUCUCCUGGAUCAGUUAACCCCCCCAUGGACUCGGUUGUAUCCACUAAUCGUGUGUACAUCACUUCUUAACUCACAUUUGCUCUAACGUUGCCCAGCUGUGACGUUUCACUGGAUCGUCUGCCUCCUCCUCACCCGAUGGAGUCAUUCCACCUGGAUGUUAUUCUCACGCCGGCGUUGAACCGUCCUCCAUUAACCUCGUUCACUCUCUGAGCAUCGUCUGGGCAUUUCAACGAGUAGAUCAGCUACUUCAUGUCAUUCCACUUUUUAUCCCGAAUUCUGUCCCUUCAGUCAGUUUCCAGAUCAAGACCAGUCCGUCUGUAAUACCUCAAAACUGUUCCACGCUUCUGAAGGCCUUCAGUUGAGUUUAGUUUCCUCAUUACUGCUAUAAUCAGUGUUCAAGAACCCAAACAAAUUAAGUUGUUGAUGACUAUGAAGUAAUGUGUGAGAAGUAUUUCCCUUUCAAGUCAGUAUUAUUUCUUAAACAGAUCAAUCAGUAUUCUUAAGAUGUAAAACUAUUUAUUUUUGAUUGAAGCAGAGCAGUACGUCAGGUUUUUCUUCACCAAUAGUAAAAUAAUCUCUCGGUAUAUUUGCUGCAUCACAUUUUGCAUUAAAGGCGAGUUUGUGUUUGUAUCACAUCCACCUUCACACACCUGGACCAGGCGGUUUAUUCCUCUACAACAGAGCCUCUGACUUUGCUGUAGAAGCCACAGUCCUGAUGUAGAGAUAAGAAACAAGCACAGCGCCACAGUAACAGGCUUCUCCGUGGUUCUUUGUACAGCAGCUUAGGAUGUAAAUACUCUUGUAAGAUGCACUGUUUUCUAAAUAUUUUCUAAAUGAAAAGCCAUCUCUAUGUACAGAACGAUAGGCUCAUGAAUGUGGAACUCAGCCCCCAGAACACACUUCACACUUGUCGUCUCCACCUUCUCUGAGCGCCUGACGACGAGCUACUGACAGUGAAUUUGAAGGCUCCGGUUCAGGCUCCUGGUUGGAAAGAUCAAAUGUGAAGUCUGUUUUUUUUUGUGGUUGGUUUCCAGACGUCAGGUGUUUUUGCACAAUAGUCAUCUUGUUCAUGUUUUCUGUUCAACAUCCUGCUUUGAAGGUUCAAAGAGGAGACGUUUUAAAGCCAUUCUGUAGUCAGCGUUGAAGAGAUGGAAGCCUCUGGAUCAGUAUUUGUUACACUACCCAAGUGUUGGGACCUGAGGAGAUGCGAUGAGUCGGGCUGGAAGACGUGACAUCGCCCCGUUGUAUCAUAUCGUUUGUGUUUUUAAUGAUAUUUUGCCGUCAUUUACACGACGAGCUUCAAAGCAGGAAACCAAAGAUGAGAGCUUUGAUGCUUCCAGUGAGGGAAAAUUCACAACUGACUUUCUGAUUUGAAACCAGAAUCAUGUUAUAAAAUAAUGAGAUCAUCCGUCGGCCUGAACGUCCCCCAGGACUGAUGCCAAAUUUAAACAAGAGAUCUGCAGGGUAUUUGUUCACAUGUAUGCUUAUGUAUGCUAAAGGUAAAGAGAUAAUUGGUCUUUACCUUCAAAUGUGAAUUUAUCCAUUGUCAUUAUAUCCGUCUGUCACAUUAUCCUCUGCUCUGCAUUUACUCUUUGUGGCUGCCGACCGUCGCGCCAAAACGUUUUAUAUUCAGCGAUACUUUUAGUUUUUAUUCUAGACUUGAGAGGAAAUAUUUACAGCUGGUUCUGUGAGAAUAUUUUAAACUGGAAAUUGAACUCUGUGACUGUCUUAUUGCUACGUUUGUACCAAAUGUCUCAUUUGUUUUCAGUGGGAAGCACCAGAGCAGACCAGAUAGCUCAUCGUGGCUACAGCGCAUGAAUUUACAGGCUGAUUAGAACAAAGUGUGUCGCGUUCACACAUGAGAUUAAAACACAAGUUAACUUCACAUACGUUGAGCUAAUAUUUGCAUAGAUUCAAAGAUUUUUGGAAACAACUGCCAACAAAUUUGGAGGUUAAUAGUAAUUCUAAUACAGUUUUAGUAUUUGCAUAAAUUCAUUCAGAUGUAGACUUUAUUUCCCGUCACAUUUAUCCUCUGUGUUGGUUUGGGCUCAGCUUCGGUCUGCUCAGCUGUUAGACGGUUGGAAUCGGCAGGUUUGGUCGGGUUCCCAAACAAGAACCCGGCCAUCGCAGAGUCCAGAUGGGACGGGAGGCCGGAUCAGAGCUGAUCCUGAACCAGCACAGAGGUUUCAGCUUCUGCUUUACGUUAAAAAUAAUAACAUAGAGAGACAAUGUCCAGGAACUAGACGACUGCACUCAUUAAACCAACACUCUGUUAGUGUUGAUGUAAAGUUAAUUAUUAAGGUUACUUAACAAAUUCAGCCAUUCGUUUAUCAGCUUCUUGCUUCUGUUCCAGUUGAGAUUGAUUAUUUUGCAAACUCUGAUUAGUAUUUAAAGCCAUGUUGUGUUAGUUUAAACCCACUUAAAUUGUUCUGUGCAGUUAUAAUACAGCGACAGUAUUAAUCACAGGGAAUAUUCAGUGUGUUAGAAACAGGUUCCUGCACCUUUCUACUGUUAAAAUCCAGUAAACAUGUAUUUUCUGCGUUUAUUUUGCUAUGUCGUCGUAAACCCGCCAUCAUAUUCGUCUCACCAACACGACUGUUGUUUCAAUCUGCAUCAUUCUCCGUCCUGCUUCAGUGAAUCCUGACCGGCGUCUCGCCCGGCGAUGUGCUGCACGUUCAGGUCGAUCAUCAUCCCUGAGCCUCGUUAGAAGCAGACUUCUGUUUCUGUAUCAGUAAUGAGACGGAGGGAGAUCACUUCUCCUCCUCCUCCCACACCUUCCACCGGUUCACAUCAUGAUAGGUUCUGUUUCAGUGACUCACGUCUCCAGCUCUCCCACAAACUCCUUUUCUCAGCACGUCUCCUCUCACAUUCCUUCCCUCUGCGUCUUAUCCUCAACUCUCUGCGGCGUUUUCUCACCACUUCCUGCCUCUUUGUUCCCGUUACUUCUUCUCUCUACGGCUUUCCACUCUUUUUAUUGUUUCUGUCAGGCAAAUGAUUGAUAUUUUAUCCACAAGAUCAUAUCCACUGAUUCCUCAUGUUUCUGAUCCACUACUUAUUCUAAAACACAACAUUUUAUAGUUAAAAGUAACCGUAAAUGGACCCAGCUCUGCUUCUUUUUCUCUCUUUUUGCUGAAGCAGGACAAAGAAUGAUGCAGAUUUUUUUUAUUUCAAUAUUCAAUUAGGUGCAAACUGUUGUUUUUCCCAGCCUGCGUAUUAACAAAAAGUCUGCCGAUGGGAUUUAAAGCGAGAACGUUUGCGUAGGAGGGUGUGAUGUAGAUUGGAAACAGGUUUUUCAUUGAGCCAGAAUUUGGUGUGCGAGUGGAGAAAGGAUGGAGUUAAAGGAGAAGAAGGCCGGUGGUUUAAGUCAGGUGGUCAGUUCGUAGAAGGAACGUGGAUGUUUUUAUGUGGAGUGUAAAGAGGCUUAAUUUAUUUAGAUAAUGUAGAUGUAAUGAUGGUUGUGGUGAAGAGAAGAAGAGCAACGAUAUGAGAGUGACAGUGAUUGUACUGAAUAGUGUUUUUUAAAUAUUCAACUUUAUAUCAAAUUUUAUCCCAAAAUAAUCCUCCUGCUUGCGUUAUAAAAGCUGAUAGCCAUUUAUAAUUAACUGAUGAUCUUUUGAAAUGUGAUAUUUUUCCAAAAAAAAGAGAUUUAUCCAAGAAGUUACCUUGUGGUCGAACUUUAAACUUUACUUCCCGACCGUUAGCUGAAGGAUCGCUGUAGGAGGCUUCUGGUGUUUUCUGACACAACAGACACUUGUGUUCCUGUACAAAUUCUAAAGAGAUUAUAUAAGACCAAAUAUUAUAUAGAAAUGUAUCUGAGAAUAUAUAUAUAUAUAUAUUUGCCCUCCUGUACCAUUUAUAAAGAUGAUUCUUUUUGUGUUAUUUUUGCACUGGACCUUUGUUGGAUGCAUCGUAUACUGUAGCCCUCCUGCUUUGAGAUGAACACACACUAACUCGUGUUUCCGUGUAAAGAGGCAAAAGACAGUGAGACAAUAAAUAAUGUUGAAUCCA